Messenger RNA from Poecilia reticulata (guppy), 1334 nucleotides. Lineage: Eukaryota; Metazoa; Chordata; Actinopteri; Cyprinodontiformes; Poeciliidae. The record is from RefSeq and is a predicted model, not a curated record.
UGCAACACUGAAGUUGAUGGAGACGCACAAACACAGUUAUUUUAUCCGAUCAGAAUGUUUCUUUGAGCUUUUGUUCCCUUGCCAAAUAUUUCAUUGCUCCACCCAGAAUAUACCUGUUUUACCUUUGAGGUUUGGUCCUCAUUUUUCCGCGAGAAAGCAAAGCAGAUGGGAGCUGAAACGAUCUCGGUGUAAAAUGCUAAUAAAAUAAAUAGAAGAUCAGUAAAGUGAAGACGGUAACCUGCAGACAAUGGCGGUCUCCCUAACCUCAGGGCAUCUUCUGCCACUCUUGGUGGUUGGGAUCGCAUGCAUUUCCACAUUGGCCUCACCUUCCAACACAACACAAGUUCAACAUCUACCAACGCCUCCGAACAGCACUGCUUCAACUCCAACCAAUGGUAUUCCUGGAUCUUGCCAAGGCAUAAAUCUACAAGAUGCCAGUCGCAGCAUAUCAAUGGCAGCAGAUGCAUUUGUAAGAGAUCUUACUUGUAAAAGAUCUGAUCCAAAUGCAAGCCUGUCAGAGGAACUGUUUCUGGAGAUGGAACAAAACAUCCGGCACUUAGUGGACUCGUCUUUAAAAGCUUACUUGAUCCAGGGUGCCAACCAAUCCACAGCUGAUCUUCUGGAAAUAUUUGGAGUCCUGGACAGUUUGAAUCUGGGUGACUACCGUGACCCAACAUUCGUCAGACUGUGGUUCUCUCUGAAGAUGGCUCCACUUUUGCCUUAUGUGGCUCAAAGCUUCUUAGUCCAACUGGGCAACCAGAACUUCAGCUGCAGUUCUUACCAACAAAUGAUGGAAUCUAUGUCCACUGAACUUCAGAAAACUCAAGGUGUUGACAGAGAACUAAUCUACAGUAAUUUCAUCAAAGUGUUCCUGUCAAGAAAAAACUCAGCAGAGCCUGGAUGCAAAGACAAAAAUACAGGAAGUAAAGAAUGGCUGCAAAGAAACAUUGGGAUUUUUAUUAAAUUUGCAACUAUUAAAGAACUUAAAGAAAUGACCAACAACUUCUCUGCUAUUGAAGUCCUGCAAAAACUUUCACUGCAACAAAAGGCUGAGCUAAUGCUGGAUCCAGACAGCGGCGCUUUGGAGGAUGUCAACUUCGUGAGGGAGRUGCUCACCAGCUUGAAACUGUCCGGCGAGGACGAACAGCUCAGUCAGUUUUUCCAGACGUUUGCACAAAUCAGCGAGAAGGUGAAUGCUUCACACUGACUUGGUCACAUUUCCCCCAGAGAGUUCUUUGUCAAACCACACACAAACAACCCCUUCUGGGGCGUAGAAGGGAUUGUGGAUCCAUGUAAAGCCAACGAUUAGGUCAACUGUUGGACUUCUACCGAUU